Messenger RNA from Fusarium verticillioides 7600, 1285 nucleotides. RefSeq names its product 40S ribosomal protein S6-B. Gene Ontology annotation, cellular component: ribosome. Gene Ontology annotation, biological process: translation. Lineage: Eukaryota; Fungi; Ascomycota; Sordariomycetes; Hypocreales; Nectriaceae. Gene Ontology annotation, molecular function: structural constituent of ribosome. The transcript has 4 exons. The record is from RefSeq and is a predicted model, not a curated record. The coding region runs from base 138 to 668 and encodes 176 amino acids.
UGCCCGUGCCUAAGAGCCCUAGCGACUCGCACUUGCCUUCCACAAUUUUCGAAUUCGGAAAUUUCGAACCUCAUCAUCCUCUACUAACUUCACAGCAGGCCAGGUCAAGUAAACUUGCACCCACCACAACUGGCAAAAUGAAGUUGAACAUCAGCUACCCUGCCAAUGGCAGCCAGAAGCUCAUCGAUAUUGAGGAUGAGCGCAAGCUCCGUGUCUUCAUGGAGAAGCGCAUGGGCGCUGAGGUUCCUGGUGACUCCAUCGGCGAUGAGUUCAAGGGCUACAUCUUCCGCAUCACUGGUGGAAACGACAAGCAGGGUUUCCCCAUGAAGCAGGGUGUCAUGCACCCUACCCGUGUCCGCCUCCUCCUCUCCGAGGGCCACUCUUGCUACCGUCCCCGACGCACCGGCGAGCGCAAGCGAAAGUCUGUCCGUGGCUGCAUCGUCGGCAUGGAUCUCUCUGUCCUCGCCCUCAGCAUUGUCAAGCAGGGUGAUGCUGACAUCCCCGGCCUCACCGACGUCGUCCACCCCAAGCGUCUCGGCCCCAAGCGCGCCACCAAGAUCCGCAAGUUCUUCGGCCUCACCAAGGAUGACGAUGUAUGUCUUUCCCUACGCCCAUACUCGAUCAUCGCCUACCCGGAGCUGCAGUGGAGGAGUUGGCAGACCGGGUAGAGUGUGAGAGCACCCCUUGAUCUACUUGCCAAGUAAGAGGUCAAGGGGUAGCGAGUUGAACAAUGAUAACCACAAGAAUUGAAAAUAAACUAAUGCUUACAUGACACAUAGGUCCGCAAGUACGUUAUCCGACGAGAGGUUCAGCCCAAGGGGGAGGGCAAGUCUCCUUACACCAAGGCUCCCCGCAUCCAGAGACUCGUCACCCCUCAACGUCUCCAGCACAAGCGUCACCGCGCUGCCCUCAAGCGCCGCCAGGCCGAGAAGGUCAAGGACGAGGCCAACGAGUACGCCCAGAUCCUUGCCAAGCGUGUUGCUGAGGCCAAGGCCAACAAGGCCGAUGCCCGUAAGCGACGAGCAAGCUCUAUGCGCAAGUAGGGUUCUGGCGUUUAAUAAAAAAAAAGUGGAAUCAUACCUUGGUCUUGUGGUUUGCAUGCAUUGGGAGUGAGGAUUCUCUAUAGGGCUUGUUUUGAGCCAGCCACGACUGCGUUAAGAGACAGUUCGAAAAUAUGAACAUGAACAUGCAUUAAUGCACUUGUAACCCGGGCUCAUGGGCAACCUCCGCCUGCGUCUAUGUCUAUACUCCACCUUUCCUCACUAUAUGUUUUCUUAAUCGUGCG